UUCCUCUGGCUUUUGUUUCUGUUUACUUAAUACGGACGUGGAUAUUAGCAUCGUACGUAAAAAAUAUCAAGCCCUCUUGAUAUCCACCUGACAGAAAUUGACAGAUGUCGAGUCUUUAGCGACCAUCUUCUGUCAAUAUUUUCAUUUUAUUAGAAAUCACCGGAACUGAUUAUCAACUUUUUACGAGAAUGUGUUGGUGUUUGAUUAUUGUACAUACAUAAUAGAGUUAUGUACGCUCGUGGCCCUUGUGUUAAUGUGAUCCAUAUCUUUUACGAAUACGAAGUCUUAUUAUAGACUUACGUAGUAGCGUCAAUUGUUCUUACUGAUUUACUGCUAUGACUAGCAGAGAUCAUUCACGAUAAGUUACACUAUCAUACGAACUAUUAGCGUUGAUGGCGUGAGUCAUGUUUAUUUCACGUAUUAUCAGUUACGACGAGGAAGCGAAGAAGUACGUAAUUCGACAUAAUGACUGAACAGACGGACAAUAAGUCGAAGGUAUGGGGAGAGAACGAAAGAUUGGAACUUGCUGCUCAACUCGAUGCUCAACUGGAUGAGUACAUUAAUAGUCUUGAAAAAAAGCAAUAUACGGAAGGAUGGCCGGAGGACAGGUGGCAGGAAGAAAUGGAGAAACAUCCAUUCUUCAUGAAGAAAAGUCCAGAACCUGGAGAGGAGUUAUCUCCUUUGAUGCAAGGGUUACAGCAACUCAAGUACGAUGAGAAUGAAAAUACUCCGGAAGAACUUGCUAAUAACUAUAAGGAAGAUGGAAAUUAUAAUUACAAGUACAAAAAUUAUCGUUUGGCUAUCUUUAGUUAUACCGAAGGUAUCAAGACUAAGUGCAAGGACAACGAGCUUAUGGCCCAACUUUACAAUAACAGAGCUGCUGCUCAUUUCAUGUUACAAAAUUAUAGAUCGAGUUUGAACGACUGCAAGACUGCCUUGAAAUUAAAAAAUCCUUAUAAUAAAGCUUUGUCCAGGGCUGCUCUAUGUGCUUUUAAAAUAAAGCGUUACAUGGAAUGCAUUGAAUUAUGUGAUCAGUACUUGGAACAAUGCCCAGCAGAUAAAGAAAUUCUAAACUUGAGAUCACAGGCUACAACGGAGAAGAAACGCCUGGAAAGAGAUAGCAGAAGACGUCAGGCCCUAGAGAAGAAACAAGAGCUUGAAGAGGAAAGACUAAUACAGACAAUCCAAAGCAGAGGCAUAAACCUUGAACAAUACAAAGGCAAAAAAACUUUGGAACUGAAGGAUUUAGAACCUCAGGUGCCUCAACUCGCACAGAGCAGAGUGCAUCUCGACAAUGACAACAGACUCGUUUGGCCCGUUAUAAUGUUAUAUCCGGAAACGCGUCAAGCUGAGUUUAUUCAAAAAUUCCACGAGGACACGACACUACUGGAACAAUUGGAAGUCAUUUUCGAAGACCCACCAGAAUGGGACGAGGGUCGUCGUUACCAGCCAAAUAAUGUCAACGUCUAUUUCGAGACUGAGGAUAAGAGCCAAGUCCAUAAAGUGGACACUCGUCAAAGGCUGGGGGAAAUUUUGUCAAACCCGAGAUACGUCAUAAAAGCUGGGACGCCUUCCUUUAUGAUUCUGAUUGCAUCGAGCGAAGCGGAGAAGCGAUUCCUCGCAAACUACUGAUAUUUCCCGGGCAACAAUUCUGUAGCGCAAUUUUAUAAAUAAACAGGCACGCGGAGAAAAUGAAAUAAAAGAAAUUU
This is a messenger RNA of Cephus cinctus (wheat stem sawfly), 1709 nucleotides long. RefSeq names its product tetratricopeptide repeat protein 4 (gene Dpit47). Lineage: Eukaryota; Metazoa; Arthropoda; Insecta; Hymenoptera; Cephidae. The record is from RefSeq and is a predicted model, not a curated record. The transcript is spliced from 7 exons. Bases 466 to 1632 code for a protein of 388 amino acids. Gene Ontology annotation, molecular function: Hsp90 protein binding.